Messenger RNA from Prunus armeniaca (apricot), 1851 nucleotides. Lineage: Eukaryota; Viridiplantae; Streptophyta; Magnoliopsida; Rosales; Rosaceae. The record is from the annotation of a GenBank genome assembly.
AUGCAAACAAAUAGCUGUGGGAGUUCCAACGACAAGGCACCCUUGCCUUGUGCUUUCCAGGAGCCAAUGGCAGCACCCAGACACAUGCAAGAUGGAUCGUCAGCAGUAGCUGAGCAGCUGGAAACAAUUGAUUUGAGUGAGGAUCCCUCUGCCCCGAGGCCCAUUUCCAUAAGUGUUCAUUUAACAAAUGAGGAGAGGGCGGCCUUGAUAUCUUUGCUAAAGGAAUUUCGAGAUGUGUUCGCUUGGAGCUAUGAGGAAAUGCCUGGUCUGAACCCAAGCUUAGUAAGUCAUACUCUGAAUAUUGAGCUUGGUACAAAACCUGUCGUGCAGGCAAGAAGGAAUUUUCAUCCUGAAGUUGAGAAGCAAAUCAAGGUAGAAAUUGAAAAGUUGUUAGCUGCCGGAUUUAUUAAACCAAUCAAGCAUCCUACGUGGCUAGCAAAUAUUGUCCCUGUGAAGAAGAAAACCGGUGUGAUCAGAAUAUGCACGGAUUAUCGAGAUCUCAACCGAGCUUGCCCAAAGGAUGAGUUCCCGCUGCCAAACAUGGAUAUCUUAAUUGAUUCGACCUCGGGUCAAGGCUUGUUGUCAUUCAUGGAUGGGUUUAGUGGCUACAAUCAGAUCAAGAUGUCUCCCAAGGAUGCUGAAAAGACAGCCUUUCGAACACCGUAUGGGAAUUUUUAUUAUACGGUCAUGCCAUUCGGCCUCAAAAAUGCUGGCGCCACCUACCAAAGAGCUAUGACAGCGGUGUUUCACGACAUGAUGGGAAAAGAAGUUGAAGAUUAUGUGGAUGACCUUGUGGUGAAGUCCAAAACCAGAGAAGGCCAUCAAGAAGUUUUAAGAAGAGUGCUGGAAAGGUGUCGGCUGUACAGUUUGAAGAUGAAUCCAAAGAAGUGUGCGUUCGGGGUUUCAUCUGGUAAAUUCUUGGGGUUUCAAGUACACCAGCGUGGCAUAGAUGUGGAUCCAGAAAAGACUAAAGCCAUAAAUUCUCUUGCACCGCCUAAAAGCCCAAAAGAAUUGAAAAGCUUUAUGGGAAGAUUAUCGUAUAUUCGGCGCUUUAUCCCAGGUCUUGCUGCCACCAUGAGUGCUUUUACUCCAUUGCUCAAGAAAGGCAAGAGGUAUGAAUGGAGUGAGAAGUGCCAAGAAGCUUACAAGAAGGUGCAACAAAUAAUCGCCAAGCUGCCCACUAUGAAAGCACCUAUUCCGGGGCUGCCUCUCAAGCUUUAUUUGGCUGCAACAAACACAGCGGUUGGGGCCUUACUUGCUCAAGAUGAUCAUAGUGGGGAAGAAAGUCCUAUUUAUUACGUAAGUAGGCAACUAAGGGGGUCUGAAGUAAGAUAUCCGAAAACUGAACUUUUGUGCCUUGCUCUUGUCUAUGCUGCACAGCGCUUGCGGCAUUACUUCCUUGCUCACAAGCUACAUCUCAUGGUGAAGUCUGAUCCCGUAAGAUAUUUGCUUACAAGGCCAAUAUUAUCCGGGCGCCUUGCACGUUGGUUGCUACAGCUGUCCGAGUUCGAUAUCACCUGCACCACUCCAAAAGCCAUCAAAGGGCAGGCUGUUAUUGACAUGUUGGCUCUAUUUCCCGAAGUUGAAGAAUCAACAAUCUCUAAGGAAGUUCUGGGGGAGCUGCCGGAAAUGGUUGCUGUUGUCACGGAGGCAGAACCAUGGACCCUCUACUUCGAUGGGUCUUCUACAUCAAAGAGUGGAGGGGCAGGUGUGGUGCUUGUCAAUCCCGAGGGGCAAGCUACGGCCCUCUCGUUUAAGCUAAAUUUCCCAUGCACGAAUAAUACGGCAGAGUACGAAGCUUUUAUUGCAGGGAUGUCUACAGCAAGGGAAAUGGGUGUCGAAAAGAAUUAA